AUGACAGACAGCUCCCCAGCCCUCUUAGCUCUACCGCAGUGGGAGGGGGAAUCUCGAAAAAUCCGUUUAAUUUACUUGGUGAAUUCUUCAUCUUUCACACUAGCAAAAUGCCCCGGCCAGGGUCCUGUGAUUCCACUUUAUUUGGGAGCUGAUAUUCUCUUCAACACUGACGUGCGCACAGAGAACCAUCCCAGGUACCAUGCCAAGUUUGCCAAGAGAGGACUGGCCACAAAGGUCACUUUUUCUGCAGCUUUCAGGUUCCAGGGGCUGAAGGUUCCCGCUGCCAAUAACAGCCUGUGGUUUUACAGCAUCCAGGGACUGUUUCGAGUUGCCUUUGAAAUGUACAGUAAGCAAGAGCAGCUCGCAGUGCUGGAGAACUUCCAGGAUGUUUGGAAAUCCCAAAUAAAUGACAGCCCACUGAAAAUGAAUUACAGCCUCAGUGCGCAGAUGGACCUCUCAGCAUCUCCGAGGGCUUUUGACAUAAAAUCAAGAAGGGAAAUGUCUCCACCUCCUCCUUGCCAGGCUGGCGGGGAAUUGAUGGAUGGAUGUAGCAGUGACACGGCCGAUUCAUCUGCAGACCGCCUCGCUUCACCCAGCACACGUUUGCACCCCGAGCCCACUCAUCCGAUAGUGUCCACCCUGAGAGAGAAGCUGCGCAGCUUGGACAGCCAGCUGGCCACACAACCCAGAAGCCGCACCGAGCGGCUGGAGACGGCCUUGCUGCUUUUGGAGAGCGUCCAUCGGUACGUGAACGGGAAUCUGGAAGAGAAGGACGUGGCCAUAACGGUGUUAGCCCUGCUAAAGGCUGAGGACUGGACCAGAGACUCGGUGUACUCCUGUCAUCUGCUCACUUGUGUCGGACGCUGGCUCGGCCAGCAGUUUCACGCAGCCAACAGCACCAUCAGCCAGAAGGUGGAGGCCUUUAAAGUUCGCCACAUUGAGCGAAUCAGUGAUCUGCCUCCAGCUGAGGAACUGACUACUGAACUUUUCCCCGAGGCCAUGCAAACGCUCCUGCUCCACUGGAUGGGCUUAUGUGGGGAAUCUACGCUGGAAAAGAGACACAGUGAAUUCCCUAUUUUGCUCCUCAUCCUUGAGUUUGCCAACCAUAACCUCAUUACAGGUGUGGCACACGUGCUGUACUCCAGUCUUAUUUGU
Messenger RNA from Menidia menidia (Atlantic silverside), 1155 nucleotides. The record is from the annotation of a GenBank genome assembly. Lineage: Eukaryota; Metazoa; Chordata; Actinopteri; Atheriniformes; Atherinopsidae.